AUCAGAAGCGUGUGUUUGAGUAGAGUGUGUUCACACACUCUCUCCUCACUGAGUGAACACUGUGUGUGUGUGAGACACGAUGGGGAAACUCGUGAACCUUCUUCUCCUCGUCCUGCUGGGAGUUUACAGUACAGUGGAUGGACAGUUUUGGUGGGCGGAAGUGCAGUGCAGGUACAGCUCUCAGGAUCUACAUGACAUGGAGCACAUACUGGAAUACAUUUACGACAAGAUUAUGUACCUGCAGUAUAACAGCACUCUGGGGAAGUAUAUAGGAUACACUGAGUUAGGCGUCAAAAACGCACAGAGACUGAACAAAGACACCGCACUACUGGCAUCACGGAAAGCAGAUGUGGACCGUUACUGUAAAUAUAACACUAAGAUUUGGCAAGAUCUCAUCUUUGGUGAAACGGUUGAGCCUCAGGUGAUGGUUCACUCAGUGAAGAAGUCAGAUGGAUCACAUCCUGCUGUGUUGAUGUGCAGCGCUUACAGCUUUUACCCAAAGCUCAUUAAAGUCACCUGGAUGAGAAACGGACAAGUAAUUAAGGGAGGUGUGACGUCCACAGAGGAGAUGGCUGAUGGAGACUGGUACUAUCAGGUCCACUCACAUCUGGAGUAUAAACCUGAAUCUGGAGAGGAGAUCUCCUGUGUGGUGGAACACGCCAGCUUCAAACAGCCCAUGAGCUAUAAGUGGGAUCCCUCCAUGUCUGAACCUGAUAAGAGUAAGAUCGCUAUCGGGGCUUCAGGUCUGGUGUUGGGUCUCGUGCUCUCAGCUGCUGGGUUCAUCUACUACAGGAAGAAAUGCUCAGGACGCAUCCUGGUGCCGACAUAAACACUGGUGAAUCUCACUGUGUUGAAGGGGAACGUGUUUGAUGAGGGGGAACACUGGAGGUUUUGCUGACAUUGUUUUAUCUGUUCCUGCUCUGUAAUGAAAAGUCCUUUCUGAUCUAUUAGGUUUUAAUGUGUGCAUCGGCCUUUACAUUUUGACCAGCUUCAUGUAACAUAAUGAUGACAAAUAACUGUAUGAGGUUUAUUGAUUAUAUGCUUUAUAAUAAUCCAGUGGGUCACACAGAAGAGACAUUUGACAGACUGAGGAAACCUGCUUUAAAAGAUAAACACAUUAAUGAUCACUUUCCAAAUAAUUCUAUACUUGAAGAUUUUCAUGAAUUAUUACACAGCCAUCAUGAAUCUUCUUUGCCAAAAUAGACUUUCAUUAUUAAAUCUUUAGCGCCCCCUACAGACUGCUUUAGUCUGGAUUGUGUUUCCUCUCAGUUAUAACUUUACUUUUCUGUUGUUGUAUCAUCAUAGCUUGUUUUUGAUUCUGUAUGUACACUGUCUCUUAUUAAACUUUAGACUUUAAAGUUGUAAAAUAAAUGGAUGUCACUUC
Clarias gariepinus (North African catfish) is the source of this 1384-nucleotide messenger RNA. RefSeq names its product HLA class II histocompatibility antigen, DR beta 4 chain-like. NCBI's taxonomy places the organism in Eukaryota, Metazoa, Chordata, Actinopteri, Siluriformes, Clariidae. Gene Ontology annotation, biological process: antigen processing and presentation of exogenous peptide antigen via MHC class II; positive regulation of T cell activation; immunoglobulin production involved in immunoglobulin-mediated immune response. The coding region runs from base 80 to 829 and encodes 249 amino acids. The record is from RefSeq and is a predicted model, not a curated record. Gene Ontology annotation, molecular function: MHC class II protein complex binding. Gene Ontology annotation, cellular component: MHC class II protein complex; membrane. The transcript has 6 exons.